AUGGAUUUAUCCACAUUGAGCGCUUAUAUGCUAUUCAAAGUAAAGCAUAAAAAACCUAUUGAAUUUAGCGAUUUUCGAAUUGAAUUGAUUCGACAACUGAUUGAGAGAUGUGCUCAACCCAAAAAUCUAAUUGGCUGUCCAACUAUCGGAGAUAAUCCUAUACGUCUUACUGCACGUCAUUUUCCAUCUCUACUUCCACCAACAGCAACAGUAAAAAUGGCACGAAGAUCUUGUAUAAUUUGUAGUCAUACAAGCAGACGCGAGAAAAAGCGUACCGAUACACGUUAUCAAUGUGGUGUUUGUAACGUUGGAGUUUGUGUUGUAGGUUGUUUUGAAGAAUAUCAUACGUUGGAACAUUUCUGA
Rotaria sp. Silwood2 is the source of this 363-nucleotide messenger RNA. The record is from the annotation of a GenBank genome assembly. Lineage: Eukaryota; Metazoa; Rotifera; Eurotatoria; Philodinida; Philodinidae.